UAACAAAUGUGACAGCCAAAUAAAAGAAAAAAAGAAGAAGACAAAUAAGAUGACAAUAACCUUACUUUUUGAUUUAAACAAUUAAAUUUUUAAUGUUGUAAAUUAUCUUUAUUAAUUAGGGCUAGUGGGUAUAUAUUAUGUAAGACUAUCUUUAAUAACGUCAAACUCCUUUCGCUUAUCCUUGCUAAGAAUGACAAUGUUCAGAUCUUUUCAAAAGUUUCGUUUAAUUAGCAAUACACCUAAUGUCGCACAGUUUACAGAAUGUUUAUCAACUCAAAAAACUGCAUCCGAUUUAGAAAAACGAAGAGAGGAACUUAUGAAAAGGGGCCUUCCAAAGAAAAAAGCAAUAGAUGGUGUUAAAAAUAUAAUACUAGUAUGUUCAGGGAAAGGGGGGGUUGGCAAAAGCACUGUAUCAGUGAAUCUUGCAACUGCUUUAAAAUUAACUAACCCAAAUAAAGAAGUUGGUCUAUUAGAUACAGAUUGUUUUGGUCCUUCAAUCCCUAUAAUGAUGAACUUAAGUUCAAAACCGUAUGUUACAGAAGAAAAAAAAUUGACACCUCUAAUGAAUUAUGGAAUAAAAUGUAUGUCCAUAGGGUUUCUUGUAGAAAAAGACGCACCCAUCAUAUGGAGAGGUCUGAAAGUAAUGCAGGGCUUAGAAACCUUAACUAAACAUGUUUCUUGGGGAAAUAUUGAUUAUUUGGUAGUAGAUACACCUCCUGGCACUGGAGAUACUUUAUUAAGUUUGGUUCAAAACUUGCCUAUAACUGGUGUUCUUCUUGUAACUACACCUCAAUCAGCAGCAUUAGAAGUAACCAAAAGAGGUGCAGGCAUUUUUAAAAUUAUGAACAUACCAGUUAUUGGUCUUAUAGAAAAUAUGGCAUAUAUUAACUGUCCUUCCUGUUCAACUAAAAUUGAUAUAUAUGGUUCAGGUACUACACAGUUAGCGAAGGAUUUGGAAUGUGAUCUUUUGGGUAGCUUUCCCUUAGAUCCUUGCAUAUCUGAAAGCACAGAUAAGGGAACACCUAUAGCAGUAGAAAAUAUAUCCAGUGACUUAAGUAAAGUUUAUCAAGCAAUAGCAAAAAAAGUUAUGCAUUUUAUUGAUAAAAAUCCUAUUGUUGCAACAAGUACAAAAGAUGGUGAAGAGGAUAAUAAAUGAAAUAUAUAUUUAUGAAAAAACAAUUUUAAUAAUUUAUACUCUUUUUCUCGUGUCAAUGGUAAAUUACUAAUAAUAAAUAAAUAGAUAUUAGUUACAGUGAUGCAAUUCUAAAAAAAAUAUAUUAAGUGGUGAUU
Molecule: messenger RNA, 1290 nt
Organism: Psylliodes chrysocephalus
Lineage: Eukaryota; Metazoa; Arthropoda; Insecta; Coleoptera; Chrysomelidae
Source: the annotation of a GenBank genome assembly